Molecule: messenger RNA, 1312 nt
Organism: Oxyura jamaicensis (ruddy duck)
Lineage: Eukaryota; Metazoa; Chordata; Aves; Anseriformes; Anatidae
Product: cell surface glycoprotein CD200 receptor 1-B-like
Exons: 6
Coding region: 98-1021 (307 amino acids)
Biological process (GO): regulation of neuroinflammatory response
Cellular component (GO): external side of plasma membrane
Molecular function (GO): signaling receptor activity
Source: RefSeq, a predicted model, not a curated record
CCCAAUGGGUGCUCUGCCUCUUCUUUGUUAGCCUGUACCUACUACCUGGAGGGGGGCUGGGAUGUUUGCCUUCCUCCAGUGAUUCUCUGGAUCAGUGAUGCCUUGCAUCCAUUUGGCCAGGGAACAGAGGCCCUUCCAGCUGCAGUCAGGAACCUUCAGGAGCCUAGGAAGAGCAGUGGCUCUGACUGCUGAGGAUCACUGGCAGGGGACAAUGAGGAUCUCACAGCAAGCAGUAUGGUGCAAGAAACCUGCAUCAUCCACACAUGCAAGAGCUGCCUUGGAAGAGAUCAGGAAGACCAUGUACACCGUUGUCCUGCUCACCAUCACUGCAGUCACAGGAGCCACAGGAAACAGGAUGGCAGCACAAGUGGGUCACAACGCUGUGAUGACCUGCCCUACCAAAACAGAUGCAACCAUGGUGACGUGGAAAAUAAGCCCCAAGAUGGGAGGCCCCUGUAACUUGGGAUACAGGGCUGAUCAGAACAAGACAGACAAAACAAACUGCAGUGACAGGGUGAACUGUAAAUUCCAACCAGAACAGUCCUAUGCCCUCGAGAUACGGCAAGUGGGAAUGGCUGAUGAAGGAAAUUACAGCUGCGAAGUGGUAAAUCAGGAAGGGAAUUUCCACCAGACAUACCAGCUGACUGUGCUAGUCCCCCCAAGGCUGUCCCUGUACUGUGACAACCACAGGAAUGCCGUCUGUGAGGCAGCAGCGGGGAGGCCGGCUGCAGAGAUCUCGUGGGUUCCAGAGAACAACUCCAUGACCAGAACAGACAGCCACGAUAACGGGACAGUGACCGUGCUCAGCAGGUUCACAGCACACAGCACCAACAGGAAGACUGUAACCUGCAUUGUGUACCACGCAACUCUGAAUGAGACCAAAUCCAUAGCCUGCUCCUCACACAGCGUUGCAUGGUUUCUUCACUGUGUCAUCAUCCUUGGUUGUCUGCUGAGCCUCCUUUUCCUUUUUGCUCUUUUUCACCUCUACGAAUUCUGUGAUAACAGGACAACGAGGAACUAGUAAAAGCCAAGGCACGUUCCAUCUGCAGAGCUGUGUCUGGAGUUAUUUGUAACACAGCACCUGAAGAGAGAUGAAAGAAACUCCCAAUCAGUACUGCAAGAUGCAGCAGGGACUCACCAGUGCGAAAGCAUGCAGGAAAAAGAAACAAGCAUCCACAAUGCAGCCAGUGUAACUGCAUAGAAACAUGGCAUGCAGGGCAGAUCCUAUCUGACCUUUGUCAGCUUUUUUAUACCAUUUCCCUAGUGCAACUGUAGAUUUUAUCACCCAGACGACAAGCUGAUACUUAAAAAA